AUGUGCUGCAACUACUAUAGAAGCUCCUGUGGGGGCUGUGGAUACGGCUCUGGCUGUGGAUACGGCUCUGGCUGUGGAUAUGGCUGUGGAUAUGGCUCUGGCUGUGGAUAUGGCUCUGGCUGUGGCUAUGGCUGUAGAUACAGCUCUGGCUGUGGCUCUGGCUGUAGAUAUGGCUCUGGCUGUGGCUAUGGCUAUGGUUCUGGAACUGGCUGUGGAUACAACACUGGUUUCUGCAGCUACCGACCCUCUUGCUACAGAAGGUGCUACUCCUCUUGCUGCUAA
Messenger RNA from Octodon degus (degu), 282 nucleotides. Its product is annotated as keratin-associated protein 21-2-like. The record is from RefSeq and is a predicted model, not a curated record. The transcript is spliced from 2 exons. NCBI's taxonomy places the organism in Eukaryota, Metazoa, Chordata, Mammalia, Rodentia, Octodontidae. The coding region runs from base 1 to 282 and encodes 93 amino acids.